AUGUCUGUUUAUUCUUUUGACAAAGAGCAGCUCCAGAACCUGCGUGGUCGGACUAUCCUGAUCACUGGCGCAGCCAGUGGAAUUGGACGAGCGGCAGCUCAGAUUGCAAAUGGCCAUGGCGCAAAUCUUAUAUUAGGGGACUUGGACGUGCAGGAAGGGGACAGGCUUGUGAACGAACUCCAAGGACCGGUCUUGUUUCGUAAAACUGAUAUAUCUAAAUGGGAUGAUGUUCUAUCGCUUUUUGAAGCAGGGGUCAAGGAGUUCGGCAUAAUCCACUCUGUUCUUGCAAACGCGGGAAUGAAUAAAGAAGACCUACUCGCAGAAGAUCUUGACGGAAAUGGCAGGCUCCUUCCGCCCAAUUUAGGGAGUAUCAAUGUGAAUUUAGUUGGUGCAAUCUACACAGUCAAAAGUGCUGUGCACUUCUUCAGCAAGUGGCCGGAGACAAAGUGCCAGAUUGUCUUGACAGCAAGCGCAGCCAGUUACCUCGACACCCCUCCACUGUACCUAUACUCUGCGGCGAAGACGGGUGUACUGGGCCUUAUGCGUGGAUUGAGGUCUCAACUUAUCAGGCAAAACAUCACCAUCAAUGUUGUGGCACCAUGGAUGACCAUUACGAAUAUGGUCCCUCCCUCGCUGGUUACUUUGUGGGGUAAUCUCCCCGCCAACCAGCCCUGGGGAGUUGCUCAUGCUCUUCUCCUACCAAUUCUACAACCUGAGAUUAACGGCAAGGCCUUCUUUGUGGCUGGUCAUAGAAUCAUAGAUUUGGAAGACACGCUGAUGGAGACGCAACCAUUGUGGAUGGGGGAGCAGUUGAGCAGUGAUAUUGCAGAGGGACAGCGAAGAUUGCCAACUUGA
Penicillium concentricum is the source of this 855-nucleotide messenger RNA. RefSeq lists its product as uncharacterized. The transcript is spliced from 4 exons. NCBI's taxonomy places the organism in Eukaryota, Fungi, Ascomycota, Eurotiomycetes, Eurotiales, Aspergillaceae. The coding region runs from base 1 to 855 and encodes 284 amino acids. Gene Ontology annotation, molecular function: oxidoreductase activity. The record is from RefSeq and is a predicted model, not a curated record.